AUGGCCGCGUUCCCACUUUUCUCCCUCUCCCAUAUUCCCCUCAAGUGCGUGUUGGAUCAGCUCGAUCACACUACAAUGUAAGUUCCCCUUUCACUCAUUUUCGCUCAGUUCUAGUCUUCUGUUUGCAGACUCGAGAUUGCGAAAGGCUCGAAAACGGCCAAAAGAUGUGUAAAACGUCUCGAGAUGCCCGUAAAACUCUGCUGCGUGUUUAUGGACAUCAACACACGGAUGAGCGUCGCAACUGCCGGCCAAGAAGCGCGGGUUUAUUAUGAUAACCCGGACUGCAGUUGGAGCCCCAAUGAAGUUAGGUGGACAUAUAAGCAAAUGGAAGAGUUGGCGCGAAGAUUGACCGAGUGUUUCGAAGUGGAGUGCCAUGUCACAAUCGAUUCUUUACUGGACUGCGUCAAGAGCAUCAAGGACCUUUUCGUGUGGAAACACGGAAUCGACUGUCCAUAUAUCGAAGUGCACGAUGCACUGAUGACGGAUGCGGAAUUCGAGUUCCUAUUCGACUACUCGGCGGCGACGCAUGAUCUUCGACCAAUUGGAAGGCAUCUCGUUUUCGAUCGAUUGGGAAGUUGA
Molecule: messenger RNA, 579 nt
Organism: Caenorhabditis sp. 36 PRJEB53466
Lineage: Eukaryota; Metazoa; Nematoda; Chromadorea; Rhabditida; Rhabditidae
Source: the annotation of a GenBank genome assembly